UUGUUGUUGUUGUUGUUAUUACUCUUUUUCAAUUCAGUCAUUUCAUUUCAUUUCAUUUUUUUUACCCCAAUAUUACACACAUAUAUACAGGUUAUUAUUAUAUGUUCACUGUGUGUGUUUGUGUGAAAUCAAAUCAAAAUCAUCAUCAUCAUCAUCGUUUUUUUCUCUCUCUUGAUCAACAUUCGAAAAAACAAUUAAUAAGAUACGAAGAAAAAAAAAGAUUCUUUUUGGAUCCUUGUGUCUAGAAAAACGAAUAAUUUGUGAGAAAAGUUGAAGACGAAGACGACUACAGAAUCUAAAAAAAGAGAAUUCUUUUCCCGUUUUUUCUAAAUAAUUAAAGACAAACAGAAUCGAUUUUUUUGUUGUUAAAGAUCAUCAUCAUCUGUUUUGUUCUGUUUUGGCUUUUCCUGAGUUUCAACCGAAGAAACGAAAUUGGUUUUUCCUUUCAGUUUUUGUUCGUUUGGGUGCUCAUUUUUUUUGUGAAUCAUCAUCAUCUGACGAUCAUCUUACUUCCAAAUUUUGAUCAUCGAAUUCGAAUUGUUUGAAAAACAUAAAAACAAAACAAAAAUGUCUUCACCAUCGGCUGGAAAACGUCGUAUGGAUACUGACGUUCUAAAAUUAAUCGAAUCCAAACAUGAAGUCACAAUUUUAGGUGGCCUAAAUGAAUUUUGUGUCAAAUUUUUUGGUCCAAAAGGAACAUCAUAUGAAGGUGGUGUUUGGAAAGUUCGUGUUGAUUUACCUGAAAAAUAUCCAUUUAAAUCACCAUCGAUUGGAUUUAUGAAUAAAAUAUUCCAUCCAAAUAUUGAUGAAGUUUCGGGCACUGUUUGCCUAGACGUCAUUAAUCAAGCAUGGACAGCAUUAUAUGAUUUAUCCAAUAUAUUUGAAUCAUUUUUACCUCAAUUAUUAACCUAUCCUAAUCCAAUUGAUCCACUGAAUGGUGAUGCAGCGGCAAUGUAUCUACAUAAACCUGAAGAAUAUAAAAGAAAAGUUAGAGAUUAUGUUAAAAAAUAUGCCACAGAAGAUGCAUUACGUGAACAAGAAGAAGAAUCUGAUUCAAGUGAAAGUACAAUGAGUGAUUUUAGUGAUGAUGAGACCAAAGAUAUGGAACUUUAACAUUUUAUUCUUCAAAGAAAAACAAAUAUAUAGAAACAUUUUAAUAGAUAAAAAUCAUCAUCAUUAUCAUCAUCAACCAUCAUCAUCAUCAUCAUCUACAUACAGAAUCAAACAAAGAAUUUAUUCAUAAUAAUUUCUCUCUUUCGCUUGCCCAUUUGAUUCUGUCCAAUUGUCUAUUUUGAAACAAAAACACAUACACACACGAAAACCAUAACACAUCUAAUCUAAUCUUCAAAUUUCCAAACAACAACAACAACAAAACUACCAUCAUCAUCUUCAUCAACAACAAUUUUAAUCUUCUGGCAUGAUUCAUUCAUUUUUUUCUUCUCAUACUUUUUAAAUAAUAUUUGUUAAAUAUUC
Molecule: messenger RNA, 1473 nt
Organism: Dermatophagoides pteronyssinus (European house dust mite)
Lineage: Eukaryota; Metazoa; Arthropoda; Arachnida; Sarcoptiformes; Pyroglyphidae
Gene: UbcE2H
Product: ubiquitin conjugating enzyme E2H
Source: RefSeq, a predicted model, not a curated record